CAUAUGAUUGGUCUGCAAGUCUGUUAAUCAAUGAGGUAGCUGCAGGGACGUGUAAUCUUCAUUCAUUGCGGAAAAUAAGGGAUUUUAUGGAGGAGUGAUGACACAAUGUAUGCGAUUACAAUUAUUCUGAUCGCUUUUGUGCACAGUUACUGUCCUGCUGAUGGGAAAACUGUAUCGGGAAUGUUUCGAAGCCAUAUAGCGAGGGAAAACAAUGGGCAAUAUAUCACAAGAUUUCUCUACCACGGGGAGAAUGGCUUGAUGGCUUACCGUCUGGAGAAUGUGCCCUUGGCAGUACAUAAAGAGGCCAGACUUCUGCUGUUUCAGGGCAUCCAGGGCUUUGAAAACCUCAGCUGUCUGGACAGAGUGUCAGGAGCCCAGCUUGCCAUAACCCUGAGCACAGAGGAACACAAUCAGACCAUACCACGACUGGCCAGACCCCAGGCCUGGCAUGUGAUAUAUGCAGACCGUUACACCUGCCAGGAAGAGGAGCUUGAUGGUGUGCUGGAGGAUGUGGGCUUCCAGCUCACCAUGCUAAACCCAGACUCAGCAGGGAACCCAACGGACCACUUCAGUGCUGAGGAGGCCGGUUUGCACAGCUUUUUCUUCUUGCUGAUUCUGGCCUAUUUUGUGGCCUCCUGUAUCUACAUGCAGCCCCUGUGGCAGGCUUUGCAUAAGGGAGGUCCCAUGCACACGGUGCUGAAGGUCCUGUCUACAGCUCUGUUCCUGCAAGGUCUAUCUGUGCUCUUGAACUACAUCCACAUGGCCAAGUAUGCUAGAGAUGGAGUGGGAACACCUCUAAUGGGCAACCUAGCAGAGUUCUGUGACAUGGUGGCUCAGGUGCAGAUGCUAUACAUGCUGCUGAGUCUGUGUAUGGGCUGGACACUGAGCCGAGGCAGGAAAUCCCAGAGUAAACCACUGCAGUGGGACUCCUCUCCCAUGUCCACUGCUCUUGCUCUUGGAGGAGUUAUUACACAGGGAGCACUGCUGAUCUGGGAGCAGUUUGAGGACACCGAGCACCACAGUUAUCAUGGUCAUCACAGUGUACCUGGGUUACUGCUAAUGGUGUUACGUGUUUCUCUCGCACUGAUACUUGCAACAGUAUUGUACCAGAUUAUCUCUGCAGAGCGGAGCACACUCAAAAGGGACUUCUAUCUCAGCUUUGCCAAGGGUUGUUUCCUGUGGUUUCUGUGUCACCCAGUCCUUGUUCUCCUUUCCAUCCUAUUCGGUGAGCAUCAAAAGGAAAAGGUCAUAACCAUUGGUGUGAUUCUGUGCCAGUCCAUCUCAGUGGUGAUCUUGUAUAGGCUAUUCCUCUCUCGUAGUCUUUACUGGGAAGUGUCAUCACUUUCCUCUGUGACACUCCCACUAACCAUGUCCAGAAACCUGCGGGGACGAUACUGAAGAGCAGUACUGAUACUGCCCUAUUGAUGCCUAUUUGUAAGGAGCACAGGGCCACUCCAGAAGAAGCACUUUGCUGAUAGAUGGAGCAAGAGGUGUGUAGGGAGCAAAAUCACAUGUAUUACCACGUGUACAUGUUACCUUAUAUCUGAUGUACCUUACCUUAUGAUAUACCUUACGUUAUAUCAUAUGCAAUGUUGCAGGGCAGAAAUAAGAUACAACUCCUGGGCCCUUCUGAAAAAUAAGCACCUGUACAAUGUAAAGAGAUGGACAUGUAGGACUGAGUUUUCCUUUUAUGUUGCAGACUAACAAUGUUUCAUCUAUUUAAGAAGCCCCAUAAACUAAAAAAAGGACAUUUGUAGAUAAGCAUGUAGAUGAUGGUGCUGAUACAUGGAAAGGUCAUAUUAUUGGUAUGUCCAUCCUUCCAACCUUAUUUAUAAGACAUUCUGUAUUUUAUCUGGUCUAAUGGUCUAUCUGUUAAGGUUACAAACUACAGACUGAUGACAAAUUAAAUGAAAUAUCAGCACCUCUGUUAUCAGAGAUAUUUUGCUGGCAUGGUUUGGCUCCACUUACUCUGUUAUAGGAAAGAGUAACUAAAAAUUAUUACAACGUUAUUGUGACUGAUAACCUUUAUCCUAUGAUGAAACAUUUCUGUGUUCACCGAUGGGAGUGGUCUCUUCUAGGAGGACAAUAUCUCCCAUCCACAGGACACAAAGACUCACUGAAUGGUUUGAUGAGCAUGAAAAUGAUGCAAAUCUAUGGCCUUCACAGUCACCACACCUCAACUCAAUUAAAGACCUUUAGGAGAUUUUUAAGUGACAUGUUAGAGUGCAGUCUAUACCACUACUAUCAAAACAGCAACUAAGGUUUGGAAGAAUAGUGUUCAUCCCUUCACUACAGUUCCAGAUACUUGUAAGAAUCUAGAAGAGCACUGAAGCUGUUUUUAUGACUUGUGGUGGCCCAACACCUUACUAAGACACUUUAUGUUGUUUUGUUCCUUUAUAUUAAUAUCUAUCUCUUUAGAUGGCAUCUAAACAUAUAGUUUUAAAUAGCUGGAACAUGGGACUGGUUUAAGGUGGCACAGUGGCCCCUAGGUGUGAAUUGAGUAUGUGUACAGUGCUCUGUGAUGGACAGGUGUCCCAUCCAGAGUUUAUUUCAUCCUAGGCUCUGGAUAUACUGUGACCCUGACAAAGAAAAGGUGGUUACUGAAAAUGCAUGUUACUGGUUCAGUAACAUUCCAUAAAGUAUUAUGGAAUCCCACUAUGAAAGAUCUUCCAUGUGAUUAUUACAACAGUGAUUUACAUUAAAUCUCAGGUCUGUUUAUUGGGGGGAAAAAGCCAUGAAUAAAGAUUUUUGACUGUACAGAGCAAUGGUGUACAUACGCAUUUGCACACAAAACUAAUAUGGUCACAAGCAAGGUUUUUUAAAACUAAACUUAAAUAAAGAUGCCAAAGUUUGUUGUCUGAAUUACUAAGUACAGUGAAUAUUGUAUGUGGUUUGAUGUUCAUUUUCACAAGUGCCUGAAAUGACAAUCACUUUUCCAGUGAAAAAAGUCUAAUGUUUUUGCUCUGUUUAUGAUGAAUAAAAACAGAGAAUAUUUAUUGUUAAA
Molecule: messenger RNA, 3004 nt
Organism: Pangasianodon hypophthalmus (striped catfish)
Lineage: Eukaryota; Metazoa; Chordata; Actinopteri; Siluriformes; Pangasiidae
Gene: gpr180
Product: G protein-coupled receptor 180
Exons: 9
Coding region: 106-1398 (430 amino acids)
Biological process (GO): G protein-coupled receptor signaling pathway; response to pheromone
Source: RefSeq, a predicted model, not a curated record